This is a messenger RNA of Octodon degus (degu), 936 nucleotides long. Its product is annotated as taste receptor type 2 member 14-like. NCBI's taxonomy places the organism in Eukaryota, Metazoa, Chordata, Mammalia, Rodentia, Octodontidae. Gene Ontology annotation, cellular component: membrane. The transcript has a single exon. Bases 1 to 936 code for a protein of 311 amino acids. Gene Ontology annotation, biological process: detection of chemical stimulus involved in sensory perception of bitter taste; G protein-coupled receptor signaling pathway; sensory perception of taste. The record is from RefSeq and is a predicted model, not a curated record. Gene Ontology annotation, molecular function: G protein-coupled receptor activity; bitter taste receptor activity.
AUGGGUAGUGUCACACUGAACAUAUUCACUAUUGUUUUUAGUGUGGAGUUCAUAAUAGGAAAUUUAGGAAAUGGAUUCAUAGUCCUGGUGAACUCGCUAGACCUGAUCAACAGGAAGAAGACCUCUGUGGCUGAUCGCCUGCUCACUGCUCUGGCAGUCUCCAGGAUUGGUCUGCUCUGGUUAUUAUUUGCAUAUUGGUGGAGGUAUAUGUUUUAUUCAACUUUCUGGAUACAAGUAACAAUGAUAAGAAUAAUAUACAUUAUUUGGAUUGUGUCUUGUCAUUUUAGCAUGUGGCUUGCCACAUGCCUCAGCAUCUUUUAUUGUCUCAAGAUAGCUAUUUUUUCCAACUCUAUUUUUCUUUAUUUUAAGUGGAGAGUUAAAAAGGUCAUUUCUGUGAUGUUGCUGGUGUCUCUCGUACUCUUGCUUUUACAACUUUUGCUGACAAAUUCUUAUUUAGAUGUUGUUAUUGCUGAGUAUAAAGGAAACAUAUCUGACAUCUUCAAUUUACAUAAAUGUGUUGAGGUUUUCAGACCUCUUUUACUCUGCAAUGCUGCAUUCACAUUCAUAGCCUUUGCUCUAUCCCUGUCAAUUUUUCUCCUACUCAUCUUCUCCCUGUGGAAACAUCUGAAAAAAAUGCAUCACAAUGUUAAAGUGUCCAGAGAUGUAAGCACCACAGCUCACAUAAAGGCCUUGCAAGGUGUGGUUGCCUUUCUCAUACUGUACACAAUUUUUUUUCUGUCAAUUUUUUUACAACUUUGGAGAUUUAAGUUUUCAAACAGUCUCUAUUUUUACUUUUGUGAGAUUGGUGAAAUUUCUUUUCCUGCAUUCCACUCAUUUGUCCUAAUCCUGGGAAAUAGUAAACUGAAACAGGCCUAUCUUUCAUUGCUGAUGUGGCUGAAGCAUUGGUCCGAAGAUAUUGAACCUUCAGGUGCAUAG